This is a messenger RNA of Trypanosoma cruzi, 1923 nucleotides long. RefSeq lists its product as uncharacterized. The transcript has a single exon. NCBI's taxonomy places the organism in Eukaryota, Euglenozoa, Kinetoplastea, Trypanosomatida, Trypanosomatidae. The record is from RefSeq and is a predicted model, not a curated record. Bases 1 to 1923 code for a protein of 640 amino acids.
AUGAAUUCCAAACAUAUUGACAAGGGUGGAAGUUCUUCACUGCAUGCUUUGACUCCACGAACCGCCAGAGGAGCAAAUACGCGUACCUCACCCGAAGCUGCGACACCACGAACCGCCCGGGGAGCAAAUACGCGUACCUCACCCGAAGCUGCGACACCACGAGGCGGCAGUGGCCCUGUGCCGAACCUUAUUGUAGCACGUGGUUUGUAUAAAGUCCUCGAGGAGGUGAUGCAUGAUCGACCCCCAUCAACAAAGCAGAAAAACUCACAGGGAAGUGGACAAAACUCUCGCCCCAAUUUUCUCUUCUGUUAUCUGUGUGGAAUGCAGUUUGGCUCUGCCAGUUUGCGCAUCCAUCAACCGCAGUGUCACCUCAAGAAGCUCAUUGAGUGGGAGCGCAUGGAUCCGGCAAGGCGAGGGCCAAGACCGGUGGACCCGGAGACGCAUGAAAAGGAGAUGAAAGAAAGGGUUGCUCUUGGUGGGACAGCAGGAGGUAGGGGUAGGAGUGGAAAAUUGAAGGGCAGUGAAAUCGAUCGGUUUAAUGAGGCGCAGAUUCAAGACUUUAAUGCGAACAUGCUCGUAAAGUGUGAGAACUGCGGGCGGACAUUCCUUCCAGACCGAUUGGAGGUUCAUCUGCGUAGUUGCAAACCAGGCGCGGCGAGUGCUUCGAGGCCAGUGGCCCGCGCACUCGCUGGCAAAACUGCAGGCGACAAGGGCCUAGUAAGGGCACAGAGUGCAUCUGCUGGCGCAUUUCCUAGCAAAAAGUCACGUCAGCCUAUACCGUUGGAGAAAGAGCCCUCAACACCCCUGGCGUCCAGUGCUGCCCGGACAAAAGGUGCACGAGAAGUUGUCUUCUCUACUCAAACUAAGAGAGCCGCAUGGGGCAAUGCAGAGGAUUCUGAGCCAUUGGAGAAAGACUCACCGGAAGCAAUACCGCAAUGUGCGAAUCCAACCAUUUCCACUCAAGGAGUCACGUGUGAUCGUGAUGAUGGGGAUGGUGUUGUUGUUGUUGCUGAGGCUGCUUGUGAUGGCGCUGCUUCUGCAGCCUCAUCGGCAUUUGGUGCCACGCGCUCAGUUUCUCGAAGCCUGGCCGAAAGGACCGCAACAAAAUUGGUUGCGUAUGAAGAGGCGGCGCCGAGAACCGCCGUAGAUGUGGGUGAGGAAAAGAACGAUACCCAAAAAGAAGUCAACGACACCAAUAAGCAUUGUGCUGCGUCAUCAGGGUCGAAGGAUGAAAGAAAAUCUGAGAGUCUUCCCGUGGAAGAAGAUGCAUCCGCAAUCGAUGAUGAUGGUCGUGACGAUGCUCCCGCUGCACCUGUUGCCACCGCUGCUCAUAUUGCUUCCGCUCCUGCCGCCAGCCCACCCUUUGAUGAUUCCCAAGCAUUGGAUGACACCACUCCCCCAGAGAGGCAUGCUGUAAAAAUACCGUUGAACAAUGUCUCUCGCUUCAAGAAUGUUGCCUCUCGCGUGCAUGCGGGGGUGCAUAAAAAGGAGGAACUUCCAAGGUGCCGCUUUUGCAACCGAACAUUCAACGCUAACCGCCUAGCGAAGCAUGAAGAAGUAUGCUUGGAGCGCAAUAAAUCGAAUCACCGAAAUUCGGCCUCCGCGGGCCACCACCCAGAGACGGCUCCUGCGGCCCAUGAAGAGAAGAGGAGAAAUGCACGCGAUAGGCCUUGGGAGGCACACACGGGCUCUGGCCUCAAAAAACAAGUCCUCUUGGAAGAAAUGCCACCCGCAGCACCCCCCGCUCCUGGCGAUGUCGCCGAAAAAAGUGUUCCCUCCCACCCGCAACGGAAGAAGGAGACUGAGGCGGGAAAUGGAUCUACUGAAGGCACAAAAAUGCGUUUCUGUUUUGAGUGCGGUGCGAAGCUUAUCGCUGGAAAACAGCGAUUCUGUGCGGAGUGUGGAACCAAAUUGCAGUCGUAA